AUGCAACAAAUCAUUGAUAUGAAGGAUAAUAAUAGACAACUAUUUACAUUUAUUGAAAGCACUUAUGAAACACAUGAGCAACUAAAUGAAAUUUUACACGACGAAAAACGUAAUCCUCAACUUUUUGAUCUUGCUCAAGGUCUUGUCUUUCGAUGUCAUCUUGUUUACUACAAAUCAAUCUCUUCAAAUCGACUUCUUUCCGAUAAAGAUCUAAUUAUUUUCAACUUCCAUCAUGCUUUAUUUGAUUUUCCAUCAAUGAAUAUAUUUCUUCAUGACCUCAAUCAAGCAUAUACAACAGGUCAAUUAUUAUACGAUGACAGCACUACUCUACGUUAUAUAGAUUAUGCUGUUAUUGAACAACAAAUGUCAAUGACUGGUGCAAGCAUGUUCUGGCUUGAUGCUCUUCAUGAUUGUAAACUUGAUCAACCUUUAUCAUUACCAUUUGAUCGAUAUCGUCUUGCAAAUGAACAUCGAACUGGUCGUGGAACAUCUAUUUGUUUUGAUUUUGGUCAAGAUCUCUCACAUGAUUUUCUUAUUCAAGCAUCAUCAAAUAAUAUAUCACUUGAACAUCUCACAUUUGCUGUUUAUUUCAUCUUUUUAUUCAAACUAACUAAUGGACAAACAGAUUUAUGUCUGGCCAGAAACAUCAAGAAUAAUCGAUAUAGAGAUGAACUCAAAUCAAUCAUUGGGUUGUUUGAGAAUAUCAUUCCAUUACGAUGUCAAUUAGAUCCUCAUUGGUCUUUUCAUCAAUUACUCGAACAUGUUCAAAAGAUAACAACAAAUAGUCUGAAAUAUGCAUAUUUUCCACUUCAACGUAUUCUCAAUCAACAUUCACAUACUUCAAAACAUACAUUUUUGGAUACAUCUCUCGAAUCUAUAUCAUACAAUAGUAACAAUGACAACAAUGCAAUUAUGAUUGGUGAUUCUCAACUUGUUCCAACACCUUCCUCAUUCAACGAAAAUGACGAUGAGAUAUUAAAUUUAUCCGACUUCUCUCUUUCUAUUUAUCAUGAUAUGAAUGUGAAUCAACUCUCAUGCACAAUCAAGGCAUCACUUGCCUUAUUCAAUAGAGAGUCAGUCGAGAAGAUUUCACAACGAUUCCAUUCCAUCUUACAUCAAUUAUCUACAUCUAUUAUCGACAGUCAAAUAAACAAACCUAUCUAUGAAGUAUCAUUAAUAUUAUCAAAUGAACAAUAUCUAAUGCAAUCAAUGAAUAAUACACAAAUAUCAUUCUCAUCUCCUCUCACUUGUAUUCAUCAUGAAUUUGUAUAUCAAGUGAUGAAACAUCCACAAAAACUAGCUGUUGAACUAGAUGAACAAUCAUUGACAUAUUGUGAACUUCUAUAUUAUAUACAAAUACUAUCUUUAACUCUUCUUAAUGAAUAUAAUGUGUUUCCAGGUGAAAUCGUGUGUCAAUGUGUUGAGCGAAGUUUAUCAAUGGUGAUUGGUAUUGUGGCAAUUGAAAUGGGUGGUGGUAUCUAUUGUCCAUUGUCACCUCGAGAUCCACAACAUCGUUUGCAUGCACUCACACAACAAACACAAAGUCGUCUUGUACUUGUUCAUCAUGUAACUAAGACUAAAUUGGAUGAUGAUAUUAUUUCACUGGAUAUUGAUUCAAUAUUGAUUAAUAGUUAUGUAGUAAGCGAUGUUUAUGUUGAUCGACUAUCAAGUGUUACAGUCACACAUAAUGAUAUUGCUUAUAUCAUUUUCACAAGUGGUUCGACUGGAAUACCAAAAGCGGUUCAAGUUCGUCAUAAAAACUUCACUCGUUAUAUGUACUCAUUUGUGAGUGCUAGUGCGUUGAAGAAGGAUGAUGUAACUGUCCAGAUGGCUCGAAGUACUUUUGACGUUCAUCUUCAAGAAAUAGCUGGUGUUUUAUUAAUUGGCGCUACAUUAGUUAUGCUACAUCCAACAGGAAUUAUGGACUUUCACUAUCUUGGUAAUGUUAUGAUAAAGAAGAAUAUUACUUAUUUUGCUUCUGUUCCAACUAUAAUUAAUAAUUUCUUCACUUUUCUACAACAACAAAAUUAUCAUAAUGUUGCGCGAUACCUGCGAUUAGUUUGCAGUGGUGGUGAACCUUGUUCUGUAAAACUAAUAAAUUUAGUGUCAAAUACUCUAACGCAUACUUGCCGUAUAUUAAACAUGUAUGGUACUGCUGAAACAACAAUUGAUUGCACCUUUCAUCUUUUCGAUAACACAAUGGAGACUGAAAACAUUCCAAUAGGCAGACCACUUUUAAAUUAUCAAAAUCUAGUUUUAGAUGAAUUCUCACAAAGUAUGUUUAUCAAUCAAGAAGGAGAAUUAUUUGUUGGAGGUGCUGGUGUGUUUGCUGGAUACCUUGGACGUGAUGAUUUAACUGCAAAAGCUCUUGUUGAAAUAGAUGGUCAACUAUUUUAUCGAACAGGUGAUCUUAUUCGAAUGGACAAAAAUAAUCUUAUCUAUUAUCGAGGAAGAAAAGAUCAUCAAAUCAAAUUACAUGGACAACGAAUUGAACUUGGUGAAAUUGAACGAUGUCUACUCAAUACAUCUGUUAGUGCUUGUAUUGCCAUGAAAUGGAAAGAUGAUCAUUUAGUUGCUUAUGUUCAAAGUUCUGAUAUUGAUGAAAACGUAUUACGGGAACAUUGCCAAUUACACUUACCACCUCAUAUGAUUCCAUCAAUAUUUGUUAUACUUGAGAAAUUACCACUAAAUGCAAAUGGAAAAAUAGAUCGAAAGCUCCUUCCUCCACCAAAUUUUUCAUCAAUAACAAUAUCUAAUAAUGAAGCUCAAUACAUUGAACCGAAUGAUAUUGUUGAAAUGAAGAUUCAUUUAAUUUGGUGCGAAAUUCUUCAACGUACAGAUAUUUCGAUUAAUACAAGUUUUUUCAGUAUUGGUGGUCAUUCACUUCUUCUUAUGAAACUGUAUCACCGUUAUAAAGUGGUUUUCAAUCUUGAUAGUAGAACUAUAAAUAUAGCGCAACUAAUUGAACAGUUCACAAUCGCUGAACAUGCAAGCCUUAUAAAACAUUGGUCAGACUAUGUACAACAAGAUGUUGACUCAUGGUACUUAUUAAAUUUCACUUCUGAUGACUCAAUUACAGAUGGAUUAUCAUCUUCAUCCAAAGGUAGACUUUACAUUCGCCAUAAGAAUAUCGAUGAUUUAUCUCAAGAUGUAACAAUGAUUAUUGAACAACUUGAAAAAAGCUAUCUUUCUGCAGUAAUUCAAGAGAUAUAUAUUAUGUGGAUUACUGAUCCUCGAUUUAAUGAAAAUAAUCAGUUAAAUCAACGACUUGCUGCUAUAGUUGUUUCGCAAGCAUACGAAUUAACUGUGCUAGAAGAAUUGGAGAAGAUUUCAAACCGGAAACACUUCCACAAUGUUCAAAUUCCAUGGGCUCUUCUCAUUGAAAAAGAAUCACAUUCUACAUUACUGAAAGGAAUGAAUCGAGAAAUUCUCGAAAAACAUUAUCGAACAAAAAUAACAAAUAUUCUACUUGCAAAUGUAACUAUUGAUACUUCUUCAAAUAUAACCGAACAAGAAAGAUCUACACAAUCUCAUACGUUAAUUGAACAUGAUAAGUUGCUCGAUCCGUCUCUACAACCAUCUAUCAAAACGAACAACAAAGAAAAAUGUAAAGAUAUUUUUCUCACUGGAUCAACUGGUUUUCUUGGUACUUAUCUUCUUGAUGAAUUAUUGAAACAAACGGAUGCAAAUAUAUACUGUCUUGUUCGAUCGAAAAAAUCUACAGAUACAUUACAAUCUCGCGUGAUUUAUUUAUAUGGUGAUUUAACUCUUCCUCAAUUGGGUCUUCACGAUGAUCAAUAUUCGAUGUUAGUAUCGAAGAUGCGUUCAAUUUAUCAUUGUGGAGCAGACGUUAAUGUCAUUAAAUCAUAUACUGACCUUCGUUCAGCAAAUGUGCUUGGUACUCUUGAAUUAAUUAAACUAGCAUGUUUAGCUAAUUGCCGAAUUAAUUAUAUAUCCACUUUAAGUGUUUUGGAUGAAAAUGAUCAAAGUGGAUAUGUACAAAGCAAACAAGUUUCUGAAUGUCUGAUGAAACAAGCAAGUGAAAGAGAUUUAACUGUAAGCAUUCUUCGACCAGCUUUCCAUAUUGAAUCUCCGCCUAUUGACGUUCCUAUUGGUCAGCUCGGUGGAACAUCAUUAGAUGCUAUUCAUGCACUUACAGUAAUACGGCAACAGGUGCAUACUAAUAUUGACAUUGGUCUUUUAUUUGCUAAUCCAUCUAUUCGACAAUUGUCUAUAGCAAUAGAACCUUUGCUAGUUUCGAAUCAAUCUCAAGAGACGGUUUUCACCGUUAAUCAAUCUCAUGAAACAUAUGUUCACCUUGCACCUUCAUUUGUUGUGGAAUCUAUAGGUGUUAUAGUUCUUUUCUGUCAAUGUUUAUGGCCAAUCAUAAUAAUUCAUCAACGGUGUCCAUUCUUUUUCUCAUUUCUACCAGCAUUUCAUCUUAUAUUCUAUGCCAUUUGUUCACGUCUCUUUUCACUACAAAACAACAAAACUGAUAUUGUCUUCUCUUGGAACUAUUAUCGAUGGUGGUUUUUGGAUCGAUUAUGGAAUAAUAAUACAUUUUGGUUGCAGCAUUUACUUGGCACACCACUCUACAAUUAUUAUCUUCAUUUUUGCGGUGCACGGAUUAGUAUCAACGCACAUAUUUAUACCACAACUAUCGAUGCUCCAUGGUUGUUAGAAAUUGGUGAUGGAAGUUGGAUUGCUAAUGAAACCUGUCUGAACUGUUUAUAUUUUAAUGAUAAUAACACAUUCAAACUGAGUCCAAUAAAGAUUGGAUCUAAUUGUUCAGUCGGUACACGAUCGAUUUUAUACGAUGGAGUUGAUAUGGAAAACAAUAUUAUUGUUCAACCCAUGUCAUCGGUUACUGGCUCCAUUGCAUCUAAAACAGUCAUUGAUGGUGAAGAACAUAAACCUAUUUCAUCGGAUAACUGUAUCACUUGCAAUAAAAGAUCAUUAUCGAUAUGGCAUAAGAUCUACCAAGUUAUUGUACUCAUCUCGCUAAUAUGUAUUCACUGUACAAUUUUAAUUUUUGUCUAUAAAAUUUAUUCAAUCGAACAUAUACCACUACCUAUCAGUAUUGCUUUUAGUUGGACUUUGUGGUCGAUACUCGGCUGUUUUGUUUCUGUCUUUCUGCUUAAAUAUGUAAUCGGUUCCUGUGUGGCGGGUGACACGUAUUCGAUAGCUUCUUGGUCGUAUUUACAUAAGUUAUGGAUUCGCCAAUUAAUUGUAUCUAGUUUCCGUCAUGCAUGGUUGCUACCAUCUGCGUACGAUGAUAUUUAUCCGUUUGUUCUUCGUUGGUUAGGUGCUUACAUUGAAGAUAAUGUUAAACUCUAUGAUAUCGGUAUUUUUCUAUCUUAUCCAAAAAAUCUACUGAAACUUGAAACGGGGGUCACUAUUUUUGGCUACGUUUUAUUAGUUCCGACUGAGAUGACAUUAUCAGGCGACCAUUGUGUUGAUCGUAUAACGCUUGGAGCCCAUGCGAAUCUUGCAAAUAGAUGUUCAGUUUUGCCCGGUAGUCAUCUUGCUUCUGAGACAAUGGUUGGCAAUUUAACACGCAUUUCUCGAGAGAUAAAUAGCAAACAAGGAGAUGUUUUUAUUGGUGUUCCAGCUCGUGUCAUGCCCUUUAAAAUGCCUCUUAGAUCGAAUAUAACCGAUCAAAUUGAAAUUACCUCACUUUGGCAUACAUGUUUCUGGCAUUUUAUUAGUAAAUGCCUUUUGAUAAACAUUUAUUUAUUAGGUGGUUUCAUUGGUGGACCGGUAAUUCAUAUAACACUCAUUUGCAGUUUCUACCGAUGGAACUCAUCUAUACGUUAUGAACUAGUGCAGCACAUAUUAGGAAGAUUAACGCACGAUUGCCAACAAUUUAUUUGUCCAUUUUUUAGCAAUACACAAUGGUUGAUCCGGUUAUUUCGAGGAUUCGGGGCUUAUAUUGGUAAAGGAGUAGUCUUACCUGAUUUUUCUUGUAUUACUUAUUAUCAUUUGAUAACCAUUGGAGAUAACGUUCGGCUUAAUAUACAUGCUAAUAUUCAAUGUCAUAGUUUUGAGCAACGUAGCUUAAAAUUAGCUCCCGUGGCAAUCGGAAAUUCAUGUGUGCUUAUGAGUGGUUCAUAUGUAAUGGCAGGCUGCAAGUUGAUGGGCAACAAUAAACUCUAUCCAUUUACAUUGAUAAUGAAAAAUGAUCAAUUACCGCCGAAUACCCAUUGGAGAGGGCUUCCUGCACAAUCUUGUACAGUAAAAGUAAAAUUAUCUCAGCCGACAAUAGUCCAUGAUGAUCUAGUAAAAUAUCAGCAAGGGUAUGAGACUAUUGACAAAUUGUUUCUCUGGUAUGAACGAAUUGCAAGUAUCUAUACAAGUGUAAAUGAAUUACAAUUUAUGAAUUAUGACUAUGCAGAUAUGGAUGAAUAUAUCGAUGAUCAUACUGGCUAUUAUUCGAGAAAACUUUAUGAACAGGUAUGUAGAAAAGAAUACAUGACUCUAUUUUAGUGUUUCUUUUUUGUCCUAUUUCGCAUCCACUAUCAUAAGAGAUUGUCAUAAUCUGUGAUUUAUAAGGAAUUUGUAUGGAUAUGAAUAUAAGAUUGGUUUAUUAAAUG
Adineta steineri is the source of this 6593-nucleotide messenger RNA. NCBI's taxonomy places the organism in Eukaryota, Metazoa, Rotifera, Eurotatoria, Adinetida, Adinetidae. The record is from the annotation of a GenBank genome assembly.